Molecule: messenger RNA, 3109 nt
Organism: Mus pahari (shrew mouse)
Lineage: Eukaryota; Metazoa; Chordata; Mammalia; Rodentia; Muridae
Product: chloride channel protein ClC-Kb
Exons: 21
Coding region: 91-2316 (741 amino acids)
Biological process (GO): chloride transport; transmembrane transport
Cellular component (GO): membrane
Molecular function (GO): voltage-gated chloride channel activity
Source: RefSeq, a predicted model, not a curated record
CCUGUCCAGGUGCACAGGAGCUACAAACAAAGAAGCUGUGUUGGAGGAGGGCCUGUUGGGGCUUCAGCAGGGCACACUAACAGAGAAACCAUGGAGGAAUUAGUGGGGCUUCGUGAGGGCUCCUCCAAGAAGCCAGUGCCACUGCAAGAACUCUGGGGGCCAUGCCCGCGCCUCCGCAGAAACAUCCAGGGGGGCCUAGAGUGGCUGAGAGAGCGGCUGUUCCGUGUGGGUGAGGACUGGUACUUCCUGGUGGCUCUCGGGGUGCUCAUGGCUCUAAUCAGCUAUGCCAUGAACUUCGCUAUUGGGCGCGUGGUCAGAGCACACAAGUGGCUGUACAGGGAAGUUGGGGGCGGCCACCUGCUCCGGUACCUCUCCUGGACCGUGUACCCCGUGGCUCUUCUGUCCUUCUCCUCUGGCUUCUCACAGAGCAUCACGCCAUCCUCUGGAGGGUCUGGAAUCCCUGAGGUGAAGACCAUCUUGACCGGAGUGGUCCUGGAGGACUACCUAGACAUUAAGAACUUCGGGGCCAAGGUGGCGGGCCUCUCCUGCACCCUGGCAACGGGCAGCACCAUCUUUCUAGGAAAACUGGGCCCCUUCGUGCACCUGAGCGUGAUGAUCGCGGCUUACCUGGGCCGCGUGCGCACCAAGACCGUCGGGGAACCUGAGAGCAAGACCAAAGAAAUGGAACUGUUGGCCGCAGGAGCCGCGGUGGGUGUGGCCACGGUGUUCGCAGCCCCCAUCAGCGGUGUCUUGUUCAGCAUCGAGGUCAUGUCCUCUCACUUCUCCGUCUGGGAUUACUGGAGGGGCUUCUUCGCUGCCACCUGCGGGGCCUUCAUGUUCCGUCUCCUGGCGGUCUUCAACAGUGAACAGGAGACCAUCACCUCCAUCUACAAGACCAGCUUUCCAGUGGACAUACCCUUUGACUUGCCAGAGAUCUUCUUUUUUGUGGCCCUGGGGGCCAUCUGUGGCGUCCUGAGCUGCGGGUACAACUACAGCCAGCGGACUUUCUUAUUUUUCCUCAAGGCCAAUGGGUUCACCUCCAAACUGUUGGCUACCAGCAAACCCUUGUACUCAGCUCUGGCCGCUGUGGUCCUGGCUUCCAUCACGUAUCCCCCUGGUGUGGGCCACUUCAUGGCUUCCCGGCUGUCCAUGUCGGAGCAUUUGGAGACAAUGUUUGACAACAACUCCUGGGCCCUGAUGACUAAGAACUCGUCUCCACCCUGGGCAGCGGAGCCUGAUCCCCAGAACCUGUGGUUGGAAUGGUGUCAUCCACAGUUGACUGUCUUUGGGACACUAGUCUUCUUCCUGGUCAUGAAGUUCUGGAUGAUGAUUUUGGCGACCACCAUCCCCAUCCCUGCUGGAUACUUCUUGCCCAUCUUUGUCUAUGGAGCUGCCAUUGGGCGCCUCUUUGGGGAGGUUCUAUCUGUCUCCUUCCCAGAGGGCAUUGUGGCUGGAGGCAGGGUCAAUCCCAUCAUGCCCGGGGCCUAUGCUCUGGCAGGUGCUGCUGCCUUCUCGGGGGCGGUGACCCACACCCUUUCCACGGCACUGCUGGCCUUUGAGGUCACGGGCCAGAUCGUUCACGCACUGCCUGUGCUGAUGGCCGUGCUGGCGGCCAACGCCAUCUCUCAGAGCUUCCAGCCCUCUUUCUACGAUGGCACCAUCAUCGUCAAGAAACUGCCGUAUCUGCCGUGGAUCCGUGGCCGACAGAUUGGUUCCCACUCCGUGACUGUGGGUCACUUCAUGAACUGCGCCCUCGCCUCGCUGGCCAAAGACAUGCCCCUGGAGGAAGUGAUCCAAGUCUUGAUCUCCACAGAUGUGACCCAGUACCCCCUGGUGGAGACUACAGAGUCUCAGACCCUGGUGGGCGCUGUAAAAAGGACCCACUUAGUGCAAGCCCUCCGGACUGAGCCAGCUUCCUGGGCUCCGGGCCAGCAGCCCUGUCUUCAGGAUAUCUUGACUAAUGGCUGCCCCACCCAGCCAGUGACACUGCAGCUGUCCCCGGAGACCUCCCUGCACGAGACACACAACCUUUUUGAGCUGCUGAACCUUCAGACGCUGUUCGUGACGUCACGAGGCAGAGCUGUGGGCUCUGUGUCGUGGGUGGAGCUGAAGCAAGCAAUCUCAACCCUGACCAACCCGCCCGCCCCCAAUUGCCCUGGAUCUGGGAUCUCUCAGCCCCGCAGGGCAUCUCCACUCAGCAGAGAAGAACGCUCCGUAGUCACACUCCCCUCCCCGAAGGAGCUGAGAAUAAAUGAAGACAUCCGCGUGUUCUGUCGCGUUGUGACCCUUGUGCCUUCUGGGGUUGUCUGCUGCUAACCAGGAGCUUCUGAGAAAAAUAAAACUGAUGUCUGGAGCCACUGGUGUCCCCUCUUCUCCCUUAAGGGUGUGCAGAGCGGGGAGGGGAGCUUCCUCUUUGAGGGACCUUCUACACCACGGUCAUCAAGGCGCCCCCUUUCUCCUAUCGCUCCAGACAAUGUACACAGGGUGAUCUGUGACCCCGAAGGACCGAGCUUCAUGCCUGCAGAUUUGAUUUGCCCUCUUCCUCCUCACACUCAACUCAGGUACAGCGAGGGCAGCCUCACACAGCUCCUCUUCUUCAACAGACACCUCCAACCUGACCACUGGGCUCUCCAGCCCUCGCACUCAAUGUGAUGGGCCACUGAGCCGUGGGCUUUGUAAUUGGGCAUGGAUAGCUAUCGGGUGACUGUCUACACGUAAGUCCAGGACACCCCAAUACCUCAAACCACUUCAUGGUCUGUACCCCCAACCCAGAUAUCUAUUCAACCCCCCCCCCCAGUAUUGAAUGCCCUGCAUCCCAAAUGCCACACAUAAUUCAAAGGCCCGCCCCUGCCCAUGCCCUGCCACCAUGACCAAUGGCGUCCUCGCCUUGCUAAACCCACACCCUGCCCUCUGCCAUCCCACUUCACUUAGAUUCCACACCCACUUUCAUGCCUCUGCUCCGGGUCCUGUUCCCAGAGGGCAUUCCUGUCAUGGCCUUCACUUCCUUUCUGACCUGGUCCCCACUCCUACACCCAAUCUACGAAUCAGCAGUUCUGAAACGGGGUGAAAGAAGAGGAAAAGGAAGGAAGGAAGGAAGGAAGGAAGGAAG